GCGGCGCAACAGCUUUAGUGAAGUUGAUUAACGGCACGCCAUUACCAUUGUGCGUGUGUGCGUGUUGGAGCGCUUCGUUGGGGCUCAACCUCUCACCCGUGAAUGUGGAGGCGAGGCACGGUCCGUGUAUCUUCGCCGCUGUCUUGAGGGAGAUAUAUUGGAGAAUUACUGCCCAAAAGUAAGGAUACCGACAGAAAAGUAUGAAAAGUGUAGCUCCAGGACACGGCACCGUUGCAGAGCAGGUCGCCGCCCUUCCGCCUCUCUCCCAACUCCUCGGGCUCGACAUCGCAGAGAGCAAAGGCAGCCCCAGGCCGACGGGCAAAUCUAACCGCGUGAACUCCAAGCGCGCAGCUGCUCCUCUUAACGUGGCCAAGACACCUGUUGAACGCAAGGAAGCAAAGCAAGAAGUGCUGUCUUUGCCGUGUGUCACAAACGCGCCGCCCAAAAAGAGUGUGUUGUCCCCUUCGCACUCGGAGAAGGAAUCCACAAAGGCGGCAUCACCACCUCCACCAUCCCCACAACGCUACCCUGGCGGCCUGCGCGAGUGGCGCCAUGUUCAGUCCACGCUCCAACUGCCGCUGGUCUACCGCGCUGAGGACAACAUAAAACUGACGCUGCGGCUGCUACGCUCUCUCCCCUUCUUCUCCUCGCUGCUCGACAACGACCUGCUCACGCUGGCUGAGACGAUGUCGGUGAUGGAGGUGGCGGCAGCCGGGUCGGUGCUGCUGCGCAAGGAAGCGAGCCUUCGGCCACCACCACUCCCGUCCCCCAACAACAGUUCGAGUCCCACCGCAGCAGCGGCCGCCGCUGAUCUUACGCCCGCUGCGGCUGCGAGGGCACCACCACCGAAACUUGACAGCUACGAUACCGAGGCCGGGAACGAUGAUAGGGCCACCGCUGCUCGCCCGAGCUGGGUCAUGCCGGCCGCAGAGCUCUUCCAACAUUUUCGAGGGCAAAUGGCAGAGGGGGACCCCCCGUCACUGCCGCCUGCGUGUUUGGAUGCGCAGACACCAAAGGCUACAACCGCAAGCAGCGGUGCCGCUUCCUUGGGCAGUCGCCCCAACGCUGGAAAGUGUUCCCCCAACGACACCGAGGCGUUAGAUCAACUGAAGGAACCUCUCUUCCACGUCCCGGAAGGGUGGUUGGAUGAGAGCGAAGGCGUCGACGGGGUGGAGGACUCCGCGGAGCCGUUUGUGAUUGUGCUGCUGAGCGGGCACUGCGAGCUGCGUUGGCCGCGGCAGCGCGGCCCCACCGAAGGAUCGGACACGCCUGAUUACUGCGCCUACAACGUACAGCCCGGUGAUGCCAUGGGCUACGCGCUAAUCUGGUCUGCGCUGCCCCCCGGUGCACGGUACGUGACGCUGGACACGUGCAUGUUGCUGCAUGUGAGUGUGGAGGGGCACUCGCACGAGAUUAAAGACCGGUUGUACCGUGCGUGCCGCCGUGCGAAUGAGGUGGUCUACCGAGCCCAGAAAACGUACCUGGCGGCGAAACUGCUGACGCCGCUCUUUGCCGCCGACCUCCCCACCGAGGAAGAGGGGGGCGACGACGCGGCCUCCGCAGCGACGUCGACGACGGCGGCGGUGACGGUUGGCAACAGGAGUGAGACGGACAACCGAAACGCCUCCAUGCGCUCCUCCAGCGUACGGAGCGGCAUCUUAAAACCGCCGACGCGCACCGCGACGUUGGAGGUGCUGCUCGACCUUGCGGCUCGCCAGCUCAUCCCCAUCCGGGUACCGAGCGAGACGGUGCUCCUGCGAGAAGGUCUCAGCCCGGCAACGGAGUGUGCGUUGUAUUUCGUGGUGGAGGGCAGCUGCGCCGUCGUGCGGCGGCUGUGGUCGCAGGAUCAGCUGCGUCUCGAGGCACGCAAGGCGCAGCUCGUGAAGGAGCUCACGCCGCCCAACGGCCUCCGCCCGGUGCUGCCCACAAUGCCGUCGACGACCUCGAUGGAGGUGGCGCAGCUGCGGCCGGGUGACUACUGUGGCGACCUCGCGUACCUCCGCGUUGAUCCCGACCACGCCACGUCGAUUGACGCGGCGUGGACGGCGGCCUACUGGCAGAGUACGUUUGUCCCCCCUUCCGCAGCGGCGGCGGAGGAGGAAGAGGAGUGUGGUCUGGCUUCAAGUCGGAGGGCGCACCGUCGCAACGUUGAGAGCGCGGGCGGUGCUGCUCGCGCGGAAAAAGCGGAGACAAAGUCGCUAUUUCGUCGACACAAGGCCACGGUCAUCACGCAACGCUCCGCACUGCUGUACGUGCUCUUGCCGACCGCGGCAGCGGAGGUGGUGCGUGGAACGGUGUUGGAGCGCAUGAAAGAGCACGCCUGUGCGUGCCGCAGCUACACGUCGAUGCUGACAGAGCACGAGAAGCUUUUCAAGUGGGCAAUUUACAAAGAAAAGGUGCUCUGGGAGCAGUCAAGGAAGGCAACCACCCCACUGCGCUAA
This is a messenger RNA of Leptomonas pyrrhocoris, 2441 nucleotides long. RefSeq lists its product as hypothetical. The record is from RefSeq and is a predicted model, not a curated record. Bases 201 to 2441 code for a protein of 746 amino acids. The transcript has a single exon. NCBI's taxonomy places the organism in Eukaryota, Euglenozoa, Kinetoplastea, Trypanosomatida, Trypanosomatidae.